UCAUACUCUUUGCCAUCAUGCUGCGGUUGGUGGCAGCUUGCCCUGCGCCAUGUUCGGUGUGCACCAAAGACGUAACCCUCUGUCACCAGUUAACCUAUAUACAGCCCCUGUGACCACGAGAGUUUUGAUCAUCACUGAUGGAUCCCUUUCCUCUAUAGAGAGCACAAAUCUGUCUCUCCUGUUUAAUCUUGCCCUGCUCUCCUUGAGCAGAAAUGGCAUUGAGGAUGUGCAGGAAGAUGCCCUCCAUGGCCUUUCAAAGCUGCGGACGUUGUUGCUGGAGCACAACCAGAUAUCCAGCUCCACACUCUCGGAUCACACCUUCAGCAAGCUGCGCAGCCUGCAGGUGCUGGUGCUUAGCAAUAACGCCCUCCAGACCCUGCGAGGAUCCUGGUUCAGAAACAACAGGGGCCUGACCCGGCUCCAGCUGGAUGGGAAUCAGAUCACUAAUCUGACAGACAGUUCUUUUGGAGGCACAAAUCUCCACAGUCUCAGGCGUCUGGAUUUAUCUAACAAUUUUAUUUCCUACAUUGGGAAGGACACCUUCCGGUCCCUGCCUCAGCUACAGGAAGUGGACCUUUCCCGAAAUCGGUUGGCCCAAAUGCCAGAUGUUUUUACUCCACUGAAGCACUUAAUCCUUCUGAGCUUAGAUAAGAACCAGUGGAGCUGUACUUGUGAUCUCUACCCCCUUGCCCGAUUUUUAAGAAACUACAUUAAGUCCUCUGCUCACAAGCUCAGAAAUGCCAAAGCCCUACAUUGUCAGCCACCCGCCGCUGCUGUGGCUGGUGCAAAGAGCGUGCUACGGCUGUCUGACACCAACUGCGAUCCCAAGGCUUCCAACCUCACUCUGAUUCUAAAGGACAGAAGUCCCCUCCUCCCAGGGCAGGAUGUGGCCCUGCUGACUGUCCUGGGCUUUGCAGGAGCUGUUGGUCUCACUUGCCUGGGUUUAGUUGUAUUUAACUGGAAACUUCAACAAGGCAAAGCAAAUGAACACACAUCAGGAAAGCUUUGUUGCAGAACCUGUGGUGAAUCCCUGUGUGCACAUGAGGCAAGAUAUCACCACACUAAGGGAUACUGUAACUGCCGCUUAACCCAGGAAAACGAGAUAAAGGUCCAGUCCAUUGUGGGGUCCAGAAAGGAAAUGGCAUUUUUACAGGAAAGCAGCCACCAAGCAGCACUGACCUCUGAAUCCACAGCCAUUGAAAGGUUACACAGAAACCUGAAAGGGAAGGACCAUGAAGCAGAUGGCACUUGUAUCUGCCUUGGUGGCAGAUUGCUGCAGUCGGGAUGUUCAGCCCCUCCUGGGAAUAUGGCAGCUUUUAAUGAAGCGGGCUUACUCACAAGAUACUGUCCAAAGACAGUUGAAAAUCUAAGGAAUCUUGAGCCUGGGGAAGUCCAACCUCAAACUCUGCCACAGCAUGUAACAAGAACAAUAGAUAUCAGCAGUGACACAUUUAGUAGAAGAUAUGCAACAGGAGCUUCAGCUUUGGCAAGAGAUAGUCUUGAAAAGCAUUUAACAAAUGAAUCAUGGCAGCUUCCAAUAGAAAAAGAAGACAAUGGCUUACAACCUCACAGGCAGCAGCAUUUUAUUACCAGCUCAUCAUCCAAGCCUUAUGAGCCUGAAGAACACUAUGUACAAAAGACCUUACAAAAAUAUGGAUCAAAAUACUAUGAUCCUUGUGAACUGUUAAAACAGAGCAGGCCCCAGUAUUUCCAGCCAAAAAAAUCUCUUAUCUGUAAGUAUGUGCCCUAUGACCAAUUUAAAGAUUAUGUGAAAGAAAAGAAGCCACAUAGUCGAGAACAUUCAAAGUCUAAGAAUGAGCAAAUCCAAAUUUAUAGUGCAAUAGAAAAAUUUCUUAUGAGUGAGGGCAAUACGGAGUUAUCGGGGUUAUCAACAAAUAUCAAGAAAACAUAUUCCCCUAGGAGUGUUAACUUCCAUGAUCCUGGUUUAGUUGAAAAAAAUAGGCUGGAGAUGUCACCCAAAACAUCAACCCAUUCAAAACAGCAAAGAAUUCAAAGUGAGCGUCUGACCACCUUGAAUCUCAAAAAAGGUAGCAGUGUGCGAGAGAGAAGCAAAGGAGGAAAAUGGCUUACUGGUACACAGAUUCUGAAAGAAAAAGGGAUCGAUCAAUCUGAUCUCAGAGGGAAAAUCAGAAAGCAAAAUUUAAAGAUAAAAUUAAAUUUACACCCUUUUAGAAAAGCCAGAGUCCACCCAGAAAAAUCCUUGCCAGACCUCCCUACAAAAUGUGAGCAAGUAUUGUUACCUCCUAAUAAAUUAUCCAGAGCUUCUAAGAAAGAAGCCAAAAUAAACCUUCUGUCAUCUGCAGUUUUUCCCCACCAACCAGAGAGUAACAACUAUGCUGCACUCACUUCAAAGAGAUUGCCUCUCAAACAUGCCCCAAAUGAGACCCCAUAUUACAAAAAACACACUAAAAAGGCUCCUCUGCUCACAGCUAACAACAUACCUGUAGUCAACCAGAGCUUCCUGGAAGGCAAUUGUCACCCUCCUGGCCUCAUUUCUGAUGGAAGCCAAGCAACACUGCCUGGCCUCAUAGCCCCUGAAGCUGAACACAAGCACUCACACACUCCAUUCUCGACUGAACAAAUGGAAGGUGCAACUCACCUGACCUUGGUAGGUUCCAGUUCUUCACCAGGUUCUCAGAAAAAUAUAGGCAGUGAUGUUUUAGCAUCCUGCCAUUCCAGGAGGACUACUGACCAAGAGGAAACACAGCCCACUGAGCACACCGAGCAGGACAAAUCUGAGACCAGUGUGCUAACCCAGUUUUCUUUGUCCCUGGAAAAUCCAACCCAACCUGUCGGCAACCACAAGACUGACACCUACAAGGAACAUACUGUAGAUCAAAAUCAAACGUUGCAGCAUGAAAUGCAAAAUUCGGGUCAUGAAGAACUUGGAAAUGAAGAAAAAAUAUUAGUGACAGAACCCAAAAUAUCACAUCAGAUUACAAAAAAUUGUAUUACAGAUGAGGGAACAAAUGUAGAGAAAAAACUUUCUAAGACAGAAACAUGUGAUUCCUCUCUUAUUCCCCAAACACAACCCAAGGGCAACCUAGCAUUUACGAAGGUGAAUUCUAUUGCAUCCCAAAAUAGGAUGGAACUUCCCAAGGAUAUCAGUACUUCUCUUAGUACUCAAGCCAUCUCACGUCUAACCAACAGUAGCGAAAAAGAAACUGACAGCACGAAUGCAUUGCCUAGAGAUGAAGGCACCCAAGCACUAGAGAUAAAAAUAGUAAGAAAAGAGGAGGAAAAAAUGCCUGAUAAGAGCAAGGCAAAUGCUAGUAUGUUAAUGCAGACCAGACAGAUGACCUUAAAAGGUACGACAAAAGGAAAGCAGCAAACUUGGGAAAAUGGAAAAAGUAAAAAUCUCACAUCACACGGUUCAAGUACUGUUGAGGCCACAAUUACAGCUGAGGAUUUGAGUGUUAUAAGUUGUCAGGAAACUGAAAAUAGACAACCUUCUAGUGAAAUAGAUCUUCAAAUAAACAGUAAUAUGCAUGAUUUGAGAGAGGCUCUAAAUACUCAGCCAGAUCAAGAUAGCAGUGCACAUAAAGAAGGCGCAAUGGCAUCGGAGACACUUGAAGCACUCCCCCCACUACCAGAGGUAAAAGGCAUUAGUUUUGAGGCAGAAAAGGAGGUGCCUCUAAUUCCUAGAAGAAUAAAUGAAGCUGAAAACUCUGCUCUAAAGCAUACACUGCAUCCACCAUUGUCUGAAUAUGCUAAUAUAUCACCUUUGGAGGCAGAACAAAGUGAACAAAAUAACUCAAAUAAUAAUCAUUUUCUACUUUAGCUUUCUUCAAAAGAACACACAAACCCCCUUAGCUUUUGCAUGCAUUUCAAAUGCAUUAUUUGGGAGAAAAAAUCCAUAGCAACUCUUUGUUAUCAGUGAAAUAAAAGUACACGUUUGAAUAUAAAGCAAAAAUCAAAGAUGGAGUCACAAGAUAUCUUUGACAUGAAUGAGUUUUCUUCCCUAAGGAAUGGGGAAAUGGGAAAGAAAAAUUUUACCUAGUCCUGGAAAAGAGUCAAUUAAAAAAAAAAGCUUUAAGUAAAUGAAAGAUUGAAGAAGAAAAAAGUACUCGAGCAGAUUUACACUUGAUGUUUAUUUUAUGGAAAUUACUAUACACAUCUCAAUUAGUGGUAUUACAAUAUUGCUUUCCACACAGAUGAUUAUAUAUUCAUAUUUGUGCCUGAUCUGCUUUCCUAAUUAUGGUAUAUAAAUAAAAAUUGAGCUUUGCUUGUUAACUGUAGUCUAGCGAUAUGCAUAUUGGUAUAUUUCAACCAUUUCAGAAUGUUUGGUUGACAAUUAUGCUUGGUUUUAAGUAGAAGUCUUUUAAACCUGUUAAUUUUCUAAGAGGAAAAAAAUGGAGGAUUUCUGUAAAACCUGUAAAAUCCUAUAAAUCCACUAGGUGGAGAUCUCAGCUUCAAUCAUUUUAGAACAAAUGGAUCUUCAAGAUCAACACAAUGGAUCCUGAACAAAAGGAAUUUUAAGGAGCUUUGUUGUUUUAUUGCCAAUUUUUAUUAACUUCAGAUUCUGAAAACUAAAUAACGCAUUAACAUGUAAGAUUUCAAGGUUUGAUUUCUUGAGUUGAGCAUUCCACUAUUGUUUGGUGUUAGCAUUCCUUCCUGUGUGCAGAAAUUAAAUGUGCUUGUAAGCAUCAGAUUUACAAGUAAUUGUAGAAUAAACAUCUCUCAUUCAAUGCCACACUUAUCUGCCAGACAGUAUACACAAACAAUUUUGUUAAUAUGUCAGUAAACU
Messenger RNA from Phyllostomus discolor (pale spear-nosed bat), 4768 nucleotides. It is a transcript of the gene LRRC53, whose product is annotated as leucine rich repeat containing 53. NCBI's taxonomy places the organism in Eukaryota, Metazoa, Chordata, Mammalia, Chiroptera, Phyllostomidae. The record is from RefSeq and is a predicted model, not a curated record. Gene Ontology annotation, molecular function: protein binding. Gene Ontology annotation, cellular component: plasma membrane.